UAAGCCUCAACAUGCAAUUUAUAAGAUACAGCCUCAAAUAUUGUCAAUUAUGGAGUUGCAAGAUUUGAUCCUGAUAGCAGCAACUUCUUUGGGCUUACUCUCUCUUUGUAACGCCUUGAUCAAUUUUCUCAGAUGGGUGUGGGUUAUGUUCUUUCGGCCUCCAAAGAAUCUCAAGGAGUAUGGUUCAUGGGCUAUGAUAACUGGCUCCACACAGGGAAUUGGGAAAGCCCUUGCUUUUGAAUUGGGAUCAAAGGGUCUUAACUUAGUCUUACUCGAUCUCAGCCCUUCAAAACUUGAAGCUACAUCAAAGGAGAUACACCAAAAAUAUGGCGGAAAAGUAGAAACAAAAAGUAUUGCUAUAGACUUCAACAAAUUCAGCGGAGAGGAGAUAUGUAAGAUGAUAGAGGAAGGGAUAAGAGGGUUAGAUGUUGGGAUUUUGAUCAAUAACGCAGGGGUGGCAUACCCUUAUUCAAUGUAUUUUCAUGAGGUUGACAUAGAGGUGAUAGAGAGAAUUGUGGAGGUGAACAUAGAUGCUGCCACUUGGGUCACCAAGUCUGUGCUUCCUGGCAUGCUGAAGAAGAAGAAAGGAGCAAUACUCAACAUUGGCUCCGCUUCCUCCACCUUCUCUUACCCUUUAGGCGCCGUUUAUGCUGCAACCAAAGCGUACAUUGCAAUGUUCUCAAGAAGCCUGGGUUUGGAAUACAGGCAACAAGGAAUAGAUAUUCAGUGCCAGACUCCAAUGUUUGUGGCAACAAAUAUGAUAAAAGCUAUGAAGGUACCUCGUAUCUUUGUUCCAUCACCGGAGAUGUAUAGCAAAGCAAGCGUACGAUGGAUCGGUUAUGAGCAUAUCUGCAUACCAUACUGGUUCCAUUCUGUGCAGUGGUUUCUAAUGCGUGGAUUGCCAGAGCCAUUACUGGAUUGGUGCAUUUUCAAGUACUUUCUCAACAAUAUGCGUAAGAGAAGAUUGGAGAUGAUGAGGGUGAAGCAGUGAAAACAUUUUUAUGUCUCAGUGUACGUGUUCCUACUAGUUCGUAUUAAUUAAUUUCUUCAACCAAGUUGAUAGUUGGUACUGGAUACUCUGAUGAAGCUCAUAAUUAAAUCAAUUAAUAAAUUAGCAAAAUGUAUCAA
Molecule: messenger RNA, 1128 nt
Organism: Corylus avellana
Lineage: Eukaryota; Viridiplantae; Streptophyta; Magnoliopsida; Fagales; Betulaceae
Product: very-long-chain 3-oxoacyl-CoA reductase 1
Cellular component (GO): endoplasmic reticulum
Molecular function (GO): ketoreductase activity
Source: RefSeq, a predicted model, not a curated record